Impatiens glandulifera is the source of this 1242-nucleotide messenger RNA. Its product is annotated as 11-beta-hydroxysteroid dehydrogenase A-like. Lineage: Eukaryota; Viridiplantae; Streptophyta; Magnoliopsida; Ericales; Balsaminaceae. The transcript has 6 exons. Bases 57 to 1106 code for a protein of 349 amino acids. The record is from RefSeq and is a predicted model, not a curated record.
CUCUCUCUAAUAUUAUAACUAGCUUUCUCUCUCUUUCAAUCUGAAAGUGAGAAAUAAUGGAUCUGAUUAAUGAUCUUCUCAAUUCCUUUCUACCAAGUAUUGCCAUCUCCGCUCUCCAUUCCUUCUUCCCAUUUUACCUUAUCAUCAAGCUCUUCUCCUACAUCCUAAGCGCCUUCUACUCCGAAGACGUCGCCGGAAAAGUUGUCGUCGUCGCCGGAGCUUCAUCCGGCAUCGGUGAGCAUGUAGCCUACGAAUAUGCUAUCAGAGGAGCUUACUUAGUCCUCGCGGCGAGGAGAGAGAAAAGUCUCCGGCAAGUCGCCGACGUAGCUAUUCUCAUGGGCUCUCCCGGAGUUAUCUCCGUUCCGACUGAUCUUUCCAAGGUUGAAGAUUGUGAUAGAUUGAUCAAUGAAGCUAUCAAACAAUUUGGACGAGUGGACCAUUUAGUGAACUGUGCUGGGGUUACACCAGUUUGUUUGUUUGAUGAAAUUCCUGAUAUGACUAAAGUAGCUCAAGUAACGGACACAAACUUUUGGGGAUAUGUUUAUACCACUCGAUUCGCUAUUCCGCACUUGAAGAAGACUAAAGGCAAGAUUAUAGUCAUCGCCUCAUCUGCUUCUUGGCUGAAUGUUCCAAGAAUGAGCUUAUACAUUGCAAGUAAGGCGGCAGUGGUGAGUUUUUACGAGACGUUAAGGGUGGAAGUGGGGUCUGACAUCGGAAUCACGAUAGUGAAUCCAGGAUUGAUUGAAUCGGAGAUGACGAAAGGGAAGUUUAUGGACGAAAACGGGCAUAUGAUAGUAGAUCAAGAUUUACGCGAUGUUGAAAUGAGCAUAGUGCCGGUAGAGGAAGUAACAAAGGGGGCAAAAAGCAUAGUCAAUAGUGCUUGCCGAGGAGAUAGGUAUUUGGUAGAACCGCCUUGGAUGGUAACAACAUUUGUCUUGAAGGUGUUCAUUUCCGAAGUGUUGGAAUGGGCAAACCGUAUCUUUCUACUCACUAGACCCGGGGUUCCUCGAACCGAGGCUUUGAGCAAGAAGAUUUUGGAUGUAAGUGGGCUGAAACAAUGCGUUUAUCCAGAGUCACUCCUAACUCCAGAUAUCAAGAGAGAUUAAAUAUUUUGAAAAUGUAUCAAGCUUGUGUCCUCAUGUAAUAUUUUCUUCAAUAAGAGAGGAACUAGAGCUUGUAGAUGAUAAUAGAGAUAUAUGGAAACCCUAAUCUGGCUAUUGGGCAUACAAUCAAACACUUUGA